Molecule: messenger RNA, 1918 nt
Organism: Linum trigynum
Lineage: Eukaryota; Viridiplantae; Streptophyta; Magnoliopsida; Malpighiales; Linaceae
Source: the annotation of a GenBank genome assembly
CAUAUCACGCCUAUGAAGUCUACAGUGAAACUGUGAUCUCGGUGCGAGACGCACCGUUUCACUAACGAAGUUCAUGGGUUGCUUGUUGACUUCACGGUUUGGAGAUCGCGAUCUUGGUAAUGCAUGUGAGCCACACGAAACAUCCCAGAAGUGUGCAGACUUUACGGUUUGCUUGUCCACUUCAUGGUCUGCCACCCGUGACGAUAGCACCAAAACCGCGAUCCUCGCACUUUCGUCCAUGUUGCUCCCUUUUCGCCCUCUUUUAUCCAAGUUUCAAUCCCCAUGAUGACACAACACGAGCAAAACUAGCAUAAAAUAGCUCCAAGGACGAUGCAAACCAAGACAAAUAGUAUAAGAUAAGGGAUAUAAAAGUGUGUAAUCUAACCUGGAUCGUGUAGUAACUCCGGGUGUAAAACGUCAUUGUGUUCCAUCCAGGAGAAGCCAGUGCGUUACAUCUUUAUUUACAGCUUGUUAAUAACAGCUUGUUAACCAUAGUGGCUUCUACUUCUGUCCCAUGCUAGGAACUUCAGUAGCUUCCUAGUUGAGGUUCUUAGGUUUCUGAAAGCGAGAAGGAGAGGUCCCCUCUAUAUCAUGUCAAGUAAUAUAUGGCCAAGAGGUCGAGCAAAGUGAGACAUUAAGCUGUUGGAAGAGAGAUUUGAUCACAACCGAAACAAACUGUGCAAUUGCACAACUGUAACAAAUUCUCAUGUAACCUAUACAAGCCGUUGAUUCAAGUUAGAGCAUUUAUCCUUUCACCAAGUAAAGAUUAUUGAGACGGAAAAAAAUACAGAUGCUUUCCAGCGCUCUCGUAUGCAUGAAACAGUAGCCUUCAAAAAGUUCUCGAGUGAAGAAUAUUCAAUACUGAGCAGUGAGACUUUCUCCCCCCGUUUCUCAAGUCUAUUCCCAUAAGCCAAGUGCUAAAAAUGUGAGUGUUUCCUGCGGGAGGCGGACAGCGGGAUGUCAGUCCAGAGUAGCUAUGACCGCAUCAACAACCUCUUGGGUGGUACUAUUCCCUCCUAAAUCCUUGGUCCGGUGCUUGCCCUCAAAGAUCACAUGCUUGACAGCAGUCUCCAACCUAUCAGCAAAUGAUGGGAACUGGAGAUGUCUAAGCAUCAUAGCAGAAGACAGCAGCAGAGCAACUGGGUUUGCUUUCUUCUGUUCCGUUACUUUCUCGUUCCCUACAUUUCCUGCCGACGCACCUUGCUCGAACACUGCGUGAUCAGCUCCAACAUUACCUGUAAUACCAAUGACCAACCAGCCGCAGGUUUUAAUUCAAUUGCAAGAAAAAGCACUAUUCCCACGGUGAAUUAUGAAAUGGGUACCCAUAUUCCAUGGAUAUAGAAACAUAAUGGAUAGGAGAAAAAAAAACCCCAAAGCAUCAUAACUAAUCCAACCCAUAUCAGUUGGAUUUGGUGGGACGCCCAAUAUUUAGGUUUUCCUGCCAUUCAGUUUGAUGUGAUGAAAACCUGCGGCUUAUAAGUGGCAUGGAAUAGUAAAGAGAUGUAUUUCCUAGGUCCCGUGGACUGACGAGGAAGAAAUAAAAUAACGUAUUCAUGCAUGUUUUGCCAGAGCUGAAUCGGAAUAUGCUAUUUAAGAACAAAGUAUAUAUAAGUAGAUCGAGGUCCCUAGCACCACCAUAAGAUCAAAUUGAAGAUUCUGGUUCAGCUACUUUUUCAACUCUAAUUAUCCAAGUAGGUGAACUUUUCACAACACUCGUUAUUGUGAUUCUGAUUAUCAGGCAGCUAAAGUUGGUUGCUUGACCAAUGACCAGUAACUCAUCGCAACUUUUUAUAAUGGAAUUAGCAUAAAACAGACAGAAAAAACUAGAAUCGAGUUACCUCCAGGCAUCACUCCAGUACCACCAGCAAUACCCGCAGCUGUAUUUGCAACUAGAUUUCCAUAAAGAUUAGGUGUGACC